This is a messenger RNA of Misgurnus anguillicaudatus (oriental weatherfish), 5127 nucleotides long. It is a transcript of the gene gon4la, whose product is annotated as gon-4 like a. The record is from RefSeq and is a predicted model, not a curated record. Lineage: Eukaryota; Metazoa; Chordata; Actinopteri; Cypriniformes; Cobitidae. Gene Ontology annotation, molecular function: transcription coregulator activity. Gene Ontology annotation, cellular component: nucleus. Gene Ontology annotation, biological process: regulation of DNA-templated transcription.
ACGAGCCUUGUUUUGCAUUUCGUCAUCGCGUCGCUGAUUCAUUUGUUGGCGGGUUGGAUUUUUAUUUCAUUUUUUCAUUAUAUUCCAAUAAAAACCCAACAGGUGCAUUAAAAAUGACAAACGGAAGACUUUAUUGACAAGGCAGUGCCUUUAAAGGUUUAAAUGAUGGAUCAGAGCCGCAAGCGGAGGUUAAACACCAAGAGAUCUGGACUCUCUCAUUGUAAAGUACAGAGAGCCGAAGAGCCAGAAGACAGCAGACCUGACAGUAAAGGAUCAAACAGGCGCUUCACUAAGAUCAGAGCCUCCAGUCCUCAGUUUGACACUGCUUGUUAUAACAGUCAAGAACAACACGCUGGAUGUUCCCAUACAUCUGAAGAUGAUGCUGAUAGGACUUUGGUCAUCACAUUUGAUAAGGAACAGGGUGUAACUCGACCGGUGGGGAGAAGGAAAGGCUCAAAGAGAAAGAAAGAAGCAGCGGGUCAAAUAGACCCUCAACAGGAGACAGGUGAAGAUGAAAUCCAGCCAGAGGUGGAGAUCGAUCCCGAUCUGGACAGGGAACUGGAAAAUAAAUCUCGACAACAUAACUUGACCUCCGCCAAUGUUCGUAGCAUCAUUCAUGAAGUCAUUACCAAUGAGCACGUUGUUGCCAUGAUGAAAGCUGCCAUCAAUGAAUUGGAGCCCGUUCCUGUUUUUGAACCCAAGAUGACUCGCUCCAAACUCAAAGAAGUUGUGGAGAAAGGAGUUGUCAUUCCUGCAUGGAACAUUUCGCCGAUCAAGAAGCCGACCAGGAAGAAGGGACCCCAGUUUGUAGAUAUUCCUUUAGAGGAGGAAGACUCCUCAGAUGAAGAGUAUCGGCCCGAUGAAGAGGAGGAAGAUGAGACGGCUGAGGAGACUCUUCCGGAAAGUGAUUUGGAGAGUUCGGUGUCUUCUCCACGAGGCAAUCGAGUAAAACUUUACAGAUCACAAUCUGAACAUGAGGAUGAUAGUAGUUCCAGAACGAGUCGUCGCAGAUCCAGGCACCUGACAGUGGAUGUUGCCCCAAUGGGUCCCCCACCACCCCCUCCGGCUCCAUCUGGAGCACCGGAUUGCAGCUUCCUGGAGAAACUUCAUGCCGUAGAUGAGGAGCUGGCCAUUGGCCCCCAAUGCAUGGAACCGUAUCAGAGUCUUAGUAGCACUAACGCAGAUGAGAGCGUGAUUUCGUUUCGAACCCGAUCAAAACGUCCCUUGAGGGAUGUUCCUCUGGGACGUCUGGAGGCGGAGUUACACGCUCCUGACAUCACUCCAGACAUGUACGGCUCCGCCCCCGAAGAUCGGGAAUGGACACAGUGGCUGCAAGGCCUCAUGACUUCAGAUAUGGAGAACGAUGAGGAGGGUGAUGAUGAAGAUGACCCAGAGUAUAAUUUCCUGGCAGACAUUGAUGAGCCGGAUGUGGAGGACUAUAGAAAUGACAAGGCAGUGCGCAUCACCAAGAAAGAAGUGAAUGCCUUGAUGGAGGAGCUGUUUGAUGCUUUUCAGGAUGAAUUGGGUGGUCAGGAUGAAGAAGAAGAGGAGAAAGAGGAAGAGGAGAUCUCUGCGCAGGAGCCGCCUGCCAUUCUAGACAAUAUUCAAUGUGUAGAGGACCCAAUGGCAGAUGUCUUGAAGCAACGCUAUCGAACGGUCCGAGAGCAGCUGGCGGCUCUGAGGAAACGUAAGGCUCUGCUGGAAAGCAAAGGCGUGCCUGUUCCCCCGCCCUGCCCUCGAAAUCCGUCCAGCGCCUUAACUCCCAUGAACCUCAGCAGGGCUCAGAAACUCCAGCUGCAGCAGCAGAUCCAGCAGCAUGUGCAGCUCCUUACGCAGGUGAACAUGUUGAGCACUUCAGUCAAGGGUCUGGAGGCCGAGGCUUCAACAAGCAAACAGUUUUUGUUGGAAAUGCAGAUGUUUGCUCAGCAUGAAGAGCACAUGCGUGGUUCAAUAGAGCCAGGCUUCACCAGCAUCUUCAGAGCCUGUAACCUUCAGGGUGCUCUUUCCCUGCUGGAGGAACUAACGCUAUCACCUACACUUCACACUUUAUGCUUCCCUGGAUCUCAGUUUCCAGCUCAUUUGGCCUGGAUGAUGGCAACGCGUUCAGUGUUUCUCUACCCAGAGCUGCUUCCUGUAGCCCAACUGCGUCCUUUUCGAUCCAAAGGCCCGUUCACGUCGGCGGAAGACUGUCUUUUGGUUCUAGGUCAUAAACACAUGAGAAGUACCCUACACCCGCUGCAGAUGACAUGCCGCUAUCUGCUGGCCGCUCGGAGCUUUCUCUAUGUGAAAACGCACAUCAAGGAUGCGUGUCAAAAGCCUUUUCAUAAUGUCAUUAAGACGUACUUCCUGGAGGGAAGGUGUCCUCCGAUGCCUUUGGCCUGUAAAAGAGUCAGUCCUUGUGACCAGCGUCCACCAGUGGAGAGAGAACGGAGCCUUAUGCCUCAUUGGCUCUUGAAAAACCUUAAGCUCAUUUGCGAGCAUGCAAGAACGCUAACCGUUCCAUCUGGUGACUCUCCGUCCCAAACUACCAAACUUCCAGAAAGCACUACUUCUUCAACAAUAGACAAUGUCUGUCUGAGUGCCUUACCAGGACCACAGCGUAGAUUUCCUCCCAACCUUCCUGAAGACCUGGCUGAGACGCUUAAAAAUGUAAGGGGCGGAAAAAAGAAAAAGGCUGAUCAAAAGCCCUCAAAACCUGUGCUAUCUACCGAGGAAAAGGAAAUUCUUAAUCAAAUGCCAGCUAUCUUACCGAAAGCAUCCACAGUCCCUAGUCCUUCCCUUUAUCAACCCCCUCAUCUCCCACAAGGUGUGAACCCAGAAAUGCAAGCAGAUUCAUUGAGUCCAGAACUAAAUCCUUGUCAAUCUGUUGCUAUGAAUUGUCCAGUUAAAACUCCAAUAAAUGCCGCAAAGCCUCUGGUGGGACAAAAUCAAGGAGUAACCCAUGGGAAAGAAUUUAUUACCCUACCUUCACAUCCUGGACCAGUGGUUGCUCCUAAUGUUUUAGCACCAAACCAAGGUGGACUCAUUAUUACUCUUCCCCUACCCCAUGAUCCUUUCAUCUGUCCCACCCCUAUUAUUAUAAAACCCCUAGCUGGUGUCCCACUGAAUACAAGUCAGAGCUAUGGCGCUCUGCUUAAACUUAUACCGAAGUCCAGUGGUGGUCUGGAUGCUCCUCAAUCAGUAUCUCAGAAACAUUUUAAAAAACGUCGUCUUCUACCGUCUGGCAAUGUGUUUGCAAGCAAGAGUCAGACGUCUAAACCUGGACCAAUCUUUAAACGGGCUCCAAAUAGGACAAGGAUGAAACGGAUCAUGAAGAAGAGAACCCCCGUCAACACCGCAUGUGGCCCAUCAGUGAUUCAAGAGACCAUUAUUGACUCCACACAAGAAACUGCAGAGGAAGAGUGUGACUCAAGAGACCUGUUUCUCACACUUUCUGAAUCCUCUGGGAGCCCAGAACCUAACAUCAAAGAAGACAACAAUGACUUGGAGAUGGGUGAAGAUAAACUAGAAGAGCAGGAAGCAACAAAAAAAGCAGACUCAUCUAGGCAGACAUUGGAGAAGGAACCAGAUGGCGUUUCAAAAGUUAAGGAAACUACGGAUGACUUGUCACAGCUGGACACAAAGACACAAUCUGAAAAGGAACCAAAUUCAGAAAGCCAUCAAUCUUUAGGUGGGCACCAUGGUUGUGUUGGUACGGAGACGUCCUCUGUCCUUUACAAUGACACACUGGAUGAUGAUCCUCACAGAGACGCUAAAGAUGUUGCCUUGGCUCAGGCUUACCUGCAGAAGGUGUAUGAGGCGCUUCAGGUGGCUCCAGGGAAGUUAGAGGAGUUUUUAGGAGUCCUGUCUGAGUUUGAGAGAGACCCAGAAAGUCACAGCUCUCUGGAGCUGCUGAGGAGACUCGAACCCGUGCUGAGUGACUGGCCUGAACUGCUUCGAGAUUUCGCUGCCUUCUUGCAUCCAGAUCAAGCCCAGGAGUGUGGCCUGCUGGCAGAGCAGCAGGCUUUUGAGCGAAGCAGGCGGUUUCUACGGCAACUAGAAGGUACUUUUGGAGAGCAGUCAGCCCUUUACAGAAAAGUUGUGUGCGUUCUGCAAGGGAGUCUAUCACAUGCUGGCUCCAAAGAGAUUCAAGCACAGAUAAAGUUAAUGUUUCGUGACCACACCGACUUGCUGGAGGAAUUCUGGGUAUAUUUUAGACAGCUUCAUCCUCAAGUGCAGAUGUGCUUUGAUGAGGAUGAUGAUGAUGCAAACAAUGAGUCCACAGUGCAGACUCUUAAGGACUCCAAAGGAAGCCAACCAUGUCGCCCCACCAUAACUCGCUCACCAGACAACAAAACUGCCAGUAAACGCAGGAUAAAGAGAGAUAAACAUCUCCAGAUGAGUGAAAUAAGGAAGCUCAAUGCAAAGAAUACUGUGUGCACUGAGAUGGAAAAAAUGGUAGAUGAAGAUUCUUCAGCAGACAAUAAGAAGUUGACCACAGAAGCCUCAGUAUGUGCCAAGAAUAGUUCACAUACCCCAAAUGGCAAAAAAGUAGUGCUCUGGACAAGGGAGGCCGAUCGUGUUAUACUCACCACCUGUCAACAGAGAGGAGCCAGAAUGGCAACCUUUCGUGCCAUUGCCGACCAACUGGGUAACAAAACGGCAACUGAGGUUUCAGAACGAUUUCAAGAUCUCAUCAAGUUGUUCCACAGAUCAAGCAAGUUACAUCACACAGGUCCAUCAUACACAGAGGAGCAUCCCAAUACAAUUGAAAAUGAACCAGACUGAGAAUAAAAACCUACUGAACUAUUUAAUUUGUGAUCAUAAAUGAGUGCAGGCUGGACCUGCCUUCUGAAGUUAUUUAUUUGCAAAAAUGGACACCAAUGUAGAUAUAUUUUCCUGAAAUACUUGAAGAAAGCAAAUAUCAUUUAGUAUUGAAGAAUCGAUGUUAUGUGUUAUAUAUGAAUGAUAUUGUAUGAAGUCUACAACUGUGAGGAAGAAUCGUGAUGAAGAUUUUUGCACUUUAAAAAUGUCUUUCAUGGUGAAGUAGCUGUUUAAUUAUUUUACAUUGUUUUUUGUUGUGGUUGUUGAAAAAAAUAUAUACAUUUGCCUUAAAAUCAAGAGGCGAGUCUAUUAUUGUUUUGUAAA